UAUCAAAAAAUUGGGUGGAAGGCCCAAAAGCAAAGAAGGCCCAAAAAUUGAACGAACUUCAAACAAAACAACAGAAAGUUAAAUUAGGUUAGAGUAGAAAUUCAAAUUAGGUGCGGGGCAAGACGAGUGCACAGAGUAGGAUUCAAAAGCAUUCAUCCAUCACUGAACAUCAUGGUAAAAACAAGAUCAAUGACUAAGAAAGAAUCCAUGACGGGGGAAACUAGUACCCAGAUUGAUGUUAAUAGCCAAGCAUUCAAGCGAAUUAGGAAAAACAAGAACAAGUCUGAUGGUGGCCAUUUGGGACCCGUGACCAUAGACAUUGAAGCUUUGAGAAUCUUCAUGUCCGAGGACUAUAAGAUCCGACAUCCAUUCAUGCCAUAUGAUAGAUCCCUACCACCUAAGGUCAACUAUGCUAGAGAAUUCGAAUGGUACACUGCUGGGCAAUCUGAAUGGGACCAGAUGAGUCAACAUGAGAAAGCUCCCUUUAUUCAAAAGGUUAUGGAAAAGAAGGCACCUACCCCACCUCAUCUCCUAUAUUAGUGAGGGCUAAUCCAGGAAUUUGCUAGCUGGAAUUGGUCUAGCUUUCUUUUGGAGUCAUGAAUAUAAUAUUAGACAUGUGUAGUGAACCUAUGUAAUGUUCAGACAUGUAGUGCAAUAUUAGUGAAUCUAUCAAGUUCUGGGUGGGUUGGUAGUUUUAAUAUGCUAUUUUUGAGAAACUAGUACCUCAUUUGGUGAAUAUUUGUAAAGUUUAUGAACCCAUGUUCUCUUUUGGCAUAUCUAUAUUUAAAUGUUCCUUGUUAGAUUUUUUUGUUGAAUUUUGGUGAUUUAUUGAAGGCAGUCAUGGGACUUUCAUAUAAUUUUUGCUUUUUUAAUGCAAAAGAAUUAAUCAGUGUCCUUUGCUACGACGUUAAGCAAUUACAUUUUACCUUUUUGUCUGUUGAUAGCAUUCCCCUCUCCUGUGAGUUAGGUUAGUUAAUGUUUCCUUUGCUUUCUUUACCAUCAUCUAGCUUUAGUAAUUCAAACAGUAUUCUCUGUAUCUCCAACUGCAAGCGGCCAAUUCUUUCUGACACUCUUACGCCUGCUCUGAUAUUCUCUUCCUUCUUGCACUGCCGCUCUCUUCCGACUCCGUUACAGACUUCUGGCCAUACCGUGACGAUAUGUCCUCAAUAUUCUUCAUCAAUAUUCCAUUAAAGUCGAACAACUUCUGGAUGAUGCCUCAGCUUCUUUCAGCUUCCCUUUAAUAGUAUCGCUUUUAGUGCAACCUUCUUCGUUCAAAUUGUAAUUUAUUUGUUGAUUUUUCGGUGUUUGUUUGUUUGAUUCAAGGGUCUUGUUUUGGUUCUAGAUGUUUACAGUGCUGCACAGAAGAUGGGAUUAGAGAGUUUCUAAGCAGUUUAUCCAAUAGUGUUAGCGGCUUGUGUUGCGCUUAUUUCUAUCUCCUGUAAGUAUGCAUUCUUAUUGUUAAUUGUUAAUGUGAUAUUUACAUUUGUGGGUGUGAAGAAUCAAAUACUAAUUGGGUGAAAAGAAAUUGAAAAGCUUCCCUUUACUAUAUGUUGGAUCCGUAAUUUUGAACAAGUAACUUAUAUAUACUUUGUAUGGUUGUUAAUACAAAUCAUUCUCUUUUGCUUUUGGUGAGUGUGUGUGUAUAUAUAUCUAUAUAUCGCUUGAUACUGCAUGUUUGUAUAUGGUGUCUUAGAUUGAAACUAUUUGUAGUUGCAUCAGUAUAUAACUUGAUUACUUGAGAAGUUAAGAUCUUUGUUGUUUUGCUUAUUGGAGUCUUGUUCUAUGCUUUAUGUUUUAUGUUGAAGGUUUCAGUUAAUAUCUCUUUCAUGUUCAUGUAGUCAAUACAAUGAUCAGUUGCCUUUGAUUAAGCACAUCAAGUAUAUGGCUUUCCGAUCUGGGCUUCAUGUUAUCUGCUUGUCUGUGUAUAUAGAGCAGAAUCUGUGCAUCGUUUUCAUUAAACAGCCUUGUCGCCAAUGUUUUCUACCCUCAAGUUCAAAUUUGUACUUCACUAUCUUUUGACAACUUUUCUUUUUGGCUGUUAAUAUUGUUGGCAUUGUAGGGCUCUCAUACUGGCAAUCCACAAUCUAUGCUUAGAAAACCCGGCAGAGUUUUAAAAUAAGCAUAAUUAACUACAAAUAUGCAUGUGCCUGCUAGAUGCAGGUAAUUAACCAAGAACAUGAACAACAUACUAUAUGAUACAGACUUGGUGGAUCAUCCUGUGCAUGAACAAGAGGUAUUGGAUUAAGCAAAUACGCAAGGACAAGCGCAAACAGUAUACAGCUUUUUGAUAACAUCUUAUCUGACGCUAAUCUGACGCUAAGUAAACAGAUUCUAGAAGAGAAUGUUGUAAUGUGGGUAUAUUUGUCUAAGAUUAUGGAUUCGAAUCCAUAUUAAUAUGUUGCUGGAGAUCUCUUGGAGAUCUCAAAGUUGUCCACUCUCAACUCUUUCUCUACUUGAGAAUUUGAAGUAAUAAAUUUUCUAUCCUGUUUAAUUGCUUCUGAAUGCUCUUUCUUAUUGGGUGCAUUGACUGACUUCUUUCCCUUGCCAACAGCAAGAUUAAUGCUACUUACUUGAUCAGUGAUUUUCCACGUCCCAAACACUUGGAUAUCAGACCCCUCAUAGCGUCUUUUACUUAUCCCAUAGGAGGAAGUUUCAGAUAUAUGAUCAAGCAUAGUAUCUUUUGGCAGAAGCCCAUCUCCUCUGAAAUUUCAGAUUGUGGCUGCUUCAAGUUUUCUGUAUAUCUACGGUUUUCAGAGCUCAUUUCAUCCAUCUGUUCAUUGCAGAUUCAAAUUUGGCAUGUAUAUCUGAGUUUUCUUCUAUUCCAAGCCUUUCCAUUUCCACAAUGGUAUCUUCGAUAGCUUUGAACCAAAACACUAUGAUCACACUUUAAACCCCAAUCUUUUAGCUUCUAAUUUUACAGGCAGUGUACGGAUUCAUCUUUCUAUACUUGAUCCAACUCGCUACCUAGUACUCAACUCCCUUGACUUGAUCAUCCAUGAAGUUUCAUUUACCACGAAUAAACUAAAACAUGUGCCUUGUGAUGUUGUGGUGGAUGGAGAGGAUGAGUUACUUGUGUUGCUUUUUGAGGAGGCUCUUUCUUUGGGGGAAGGGAUUCUGAGCAUCAACUUUUCUGGGAUACUAGAUGAGCAUAUGAAGGGUUUUUACAGAGGGUGGGUGUAGAUGCCAGAGCACAGAAAUCGGCUCUUCAGCAUAUUCCAGGGUUGCCUUUAUAUUGUGGAUGCAUACAAAAUUUACUGGUCAAGCUGUUCUAAAGGUAUUCAUACUGGAUAGAUGGUUCUCCGUUUAGUUGAAGCUAUUGAUGUUUAUCUAGCUGGUACUGUCAUGUUAAUAUUUGGUAUGGGUAGUAAUAUUCCAAAUGAUGGUCCUCCUGCAAAUGAUCGUGCCCUUAAAGGAUCUUCUCUAUUUGGGAUGUUUGCUUUGAAGGAGAGGCCACUAUGGAUGAAAAUCAGUUCACUUGACAUAUUAAAGACAAAGGUGGGACAUGUGACCGUCAUGAUUCUUCUGGUAAAAAUGUUUGAGAGGAGCAAAAUGGUGGCCAUAGCCACUGGUCUUGAUCUAUUAAGUUACUCUCUUCAUUUUGCUAGGCAGGAAGGCCAAAUCGAAUGAGUUGAUAAAUCAGUAUGGCGGACUGCAGUUGCUGAAGCUGGGAAUGAUUCAGUUUCAGGGUAUAUAUAUAUGGAGAUUUUGUCAUGAAAGUCAUUAAAUCUCAGCCUGAGGUUUCACAUAGUUUUCUGUUUUGUUGAGGAAUUACUAAGAAUCUGGUUACUUGUUGAAAAACCUAAACUUGAAUUUUCUUCAGUUCCCUUUGAGGCUUUGACCCACCUUUCUUUAACAUGUGUCAAUGGUCAUUAAUGUUAAAAGCAGAUUUGAAGUAGAACCCCUAGAGAUCAUAAGCCCAUCAGUCUCAAUUCCUCAUAAACUAGGUACAUUUUGUAGAUUUUGGCAUUUGCAAAUUCUUUCUAAUUUAGUGAUGCUGGAUUUAACUUUCUACAGUAACAAGCAUUAAUUUUAUCAUCUUAAUUCAAAGUAUACAAAAUACAAGUUAAUCUGCGAUGAAGAUAUACAAUGUCCUGAUCAGUCAAAGGAUAAGAUGCAUGUAAAUGAACCAAUGACUGAAAAACAAUCAAAGAAUUUCUAAAAAAAAAGAUCAGAAGAGAAUGCACACAGUUUCCUCCUCUUAUGUCAAUGUUAGGCCACGGCGCCCCUAGGUGGCUACACCAAACGGAGUCAUGGCCUGCGGGCGUACCCGCAGCAAUGGAGGGGGAAGAGCCGUGGCGCGGUGGCCUGUGAAAUUUUGGCCGUUCAAUUUGCAAUGGUUGUUGCUGCCGAUAACAUGGCUGCAGCCAUUGGGUUGGGGAGGCGGAGCCGUGCCCUUUUGAAGAGCUUGUAAAUAAAUGCAAUUUAUCGAAAUAAACUUUGUAUUUUUCGUGAA
Messenger RNA from Daucus carota subsp. sativus, 4453 nucleotides. RefSeq lists its product as uncharacterized. Bases 3292 to 3627 code for a protein of 111 amino acids. The transcript is spliced from 9 exons. NCBI's taxonomy places the organism in Eukaryota, Viridiplantae, Streptophyta, Magnoliopsida, Apiales, Apiaceae. The record is from RefSeq and is a predicted model, not a curated record.